Molecule: messenger RNA, 1623 nt
Organism: Lagenorhynchus albirostris (white-beaked dolphin)
Lineage: Eukaryota; Metazoa; Chordata; Mammalia; Artiodactyla; Delphinidae
Gene: COMMD4
Product: COMM domain containing 4
Exons: 8
Coding region: 734-1390 (218 amino acids)
Source: RefSeq, a predicted model, not a curated record
CGAGGAGAUGGGAAGUCUGCCGGGCCCCUCAGCAGACACUUGGGUGCAGUCGUGAGGGCCGAGGCUCUGGUAGAAAAAAUCCUCCCUUCACCCUCCUCCCUGCAGGAUGGGUAGGGCAGGGCGGGCCGGCAGGCUAGGAGUGCCUUGACGGAAAGGAAGGGCCCGCGCACCCCCGGGACACGAGCUGGGGCUUGUCCCUCCAGGCCUUCCUCUGCCCCAAGAGGCCUUCCCAAAGGUGCCCACUUCCCAGCGCUCCUGUGGGACCUGGAGAAAAACUUGCUUACAGUUAAGCUCAGUCUUCUGCACUGUUAGGAAGGCCCUUCGCUCUUCCCAGAGCCAGAAAGGAGUAGAUUUGGGGUUGGGAUUUCCCAACUCAUACAUCCAUUCAUUCCUUCAACAGGUUGUGAGUGCCUGCUGUAUACCAUGCACUGUGCCAGGCACUGAGACUUUGGCUGCAGGAGGGAAGGGCCGAGCUGGAAGUUUGAAUGGGCAGUCAUAGUUAAGACUUGAGGGGAAGGGGCCAAACUCACCUUGUGCGUAGUGUCAGGGAGGCGACCCAAGGAUGACAUCAUAUGAGGGCCUGGGAGCAGGGAAGAAAGCUAGCUGGGUGCAGUGCAGUUUGCGUAUCAGGGGUUAGGAGGCAUGGAGCGGGGCUGGUGGGAGGCUGUAUCUUCAGACAGGGAACAGCAUUCAAAGGCUUCAGGUGAGAGGGAGCAUGGCUCCCUAGGAAUGAAUGCAUUUCAUCACCUGGAAGAGUAGAAACUGCAGGCUAGUGAAAGAUGAAGCUCGACAGAGGUUCCGGUUCUGUGGUGACCUGGACUGUCCUGACUGGGUCCUGGCAGAGAUCAGCACGCUGGCCAAAAUCUCCUCCGUGAAGCUGAGGCUGCUGUGUAGCCAGGUGCUGAAGGACCUUCUGGGACAGGGGAUUGAUUAUGAGAAGAUCCUGAAGCUCACCGCUGAUGCCAGGUUUGAGUCGGGUGAUGUGAAGGCCACAGUGGCAGUGCUGAGUUUCAUCCUCUCCAGUGCGGCCAAGCAUAGCGUGGAUGGCGAGUCCUUGUCCAGUGAACUGCAGCAGCUGGGGCUGCCCAAAGAGCAUGCAGCCAGCCUGUGUCGCUGUUAUGAGGAGAAGCAAAGCUCCCUGCAGGAGCACCUGCGGGCCUGCAGCUUGCGAGUGAACAGGCUGACAGGCGUGGGCUGGCGGGUGGACUACACCCUGAGUUCUAGCCUGCUGCGGUCCGUGGAAGAGCCCAUGGUGCACCUGCGGCUGGAGGUGGCAGCUGCCUCGGGUGCCCCGGCCCAGCCUGUUACCAUGUCCCUCUCAGCAGACAAGUUCCAGGUCCUCCUGGCAGAACUGAAGCAGGCCCAGACCCUGAUGAGCUCCCUGGGCUGAGAAGAAGAGCUCAUGGGGCCCAUGUGGAGCUGCCCUCCGAACUUCUCUUCAGGGGCUGCCCCAGCUCCAGGACCCUAGGGGCCUGGCCUCCUGGAUGUCUGGCUUCCUAGGUUACCACCUGAGAAUUCAGCCUAGGGAUCCUGAACACUCUUGCAGCAUUGUCUUCCCUCCUCCAUGAAAGGCACAUGUCAGUGGUUUUCAUGAGAAGGGAGAAUAAACAGAGGUGUAAAGAA